Molecule: messenger RNA, 1782 nt
Organism: Colletotrichum abscissum
Lineage: Eukaryota; Fungi; Ascomycota; Sordariomycetes; Glomerellales; Glomerellaceae
Product: ENB1 protein
Exons: 5
Coding region: 1-1782 (593 amino acids)
Biological process (GO): transmembrane transport
Cellular component (GO): plasma membrane
Molecular function (GO): siderophore-iron transmembrane transporter activity
Source: RefSeq, a predicted model, not a curated record
AUGGGCUUUGUCACGUCGUUGAGGGGACGCCUCCAUGCGGAGGGUUCCUCGUCGGCAGACCCCGCCAACGGGGAUAUAGCUGCAUCGGAAGCACCUCGGGAUGUUGAGAUGGCCGGGAAGACGGACGACACUAUUGAAGAUCACGAUCAUGUCAAAAAGUUCGACACCUCCGAGCCUCUUGAGUCGGGUGUCGGCACUAUUCAAGCUGCUCAGACAUUGUGGGGGAAGAAGGGAAGAUGGCUUGUUAUUGUCGGCCUGGCUUUGGUGAUGAUUGUGUACGAAAUCGACAACACCACUGUCUACAUAUACAACAACUAUGCGACGUCUUCCUUUUCAGCUCUUUCCAAGCUAGCAACCCUAAGCACCGCCAGCGGUAUCGUCUUCGCUGUUAUCAAACCGCCAGUCGCCAAGCUAUCCAACGUCAUCGGCCGAGGAGAAACCUACAUCAUGAGUAUAUCCUUCUAUGUCUUGGGCUACAUCCUCAUGGCAACAUCAACAACUUUCAACGCCUAUGCUGCAGGCGUUGUAUUCUACGUCGUCGGCCAGUCAGGUACAAACAUCAUGAACGACAUCGUUAUUGCCGAUAUCACUACGGCUCGCUGGCGUGGUUUUGCUCUCAGCUUCUCCUUCUUCCCAUUUCUCAUCACGCCUUGGGCAGCUGCCUUCAUUGUCGACGACGUCGUCAAGCCCGGUGGUAUCGGCUGGCGAUGGGGCAUCGGCAUGUUCGCAAUUCUCAUGCCCAUCGGCGCCGCAUUCAUCAUUUCGACCUUGCUUUACUACCAAAAGAAGGCCAAGGACAUGGGUCUUACCCCAAGGCAGAAAACAACGCUCUACAGCUUCUGCUCUCAGAUCGACCUGGGCGGUUCAGCACUUCUCUGCGCGGGCUUCUCAUUAGUCCUGAUACCGUUAACGUUGGCAGCAUCAACACCAAGCAGAUGGGGAACGGCGUACAUCAUCGUCUUAAUCGUGAUUGGCGUCAUGCUCCUCGCUGCACUGCCGUUCUACGAGCAGCGUCUGGCUCGCAACCCAAUCAUGCCCACGCGAUACUUCCGCAACAAGACAAUUGUUCUUUGCCUCUUGCUCAUCGCGAGUGACUCAGUCGGGUUCGCCUGCACGCACACCUAUCUCUACUCAUGGUCUACCGUUGCCCGUGGCUUCGCCGCCCGAGACGCUACGUUCUUCCAAUACACCAACGGCGUGAUGCAGUGCGUGAUGGGAAUCAUCGCCGGCUUGGCAAUGGCAUACACUCGCCGAUACAAGUGGCUUCUCAUCGGCGGCGCAAUCAUCCGUCUCAUAGGCUACGGUGUCAUGCUUCGCCUCCGCGGGGCUGAUAACUCCGUGGCCGAGCUCUUCAUCGUCCAGAUGAUCCAGGGUCUAGGAUCCGGCAUAAUGCAACUAUCGAUUCUUGUGCCUGCUCAGGUCGUUGUGCCUCACCGCGAGAUGCCACAGAUCACUGCUUUGGUCAUUUGCUGUUCGGUCAUUGGGGGAAGUAUCGGAGGUUGCAUAGCUGGUGGCAUCUACACCAACACAUUCAAGCCGAUGCUGUACAAGUAUCUCGGCGCCAGCGCUUCACCGGAGCUCGUCGACUCGUUAUUUGAUUCCAUUGUUGGCACCGCACCUGCAUGGGGUACUCCGGAAAGAAACGCGAUCAACCAUGCUUUCACAGACGUGAUGAAAUUCAUGGUCUAUACUGCCGUCGGAGCUUCAGCUCCGGGGGUUAUCCUGGCCUGGUUCCUGCCAGAUUUUAUAUUACCUGACCGAAACAACAUGGUUGAGGAGUAA